Molecule: messenger RNA, 720 nt
Organism: Saitoella complicata NRRL Y-17804
Lineage: Eukaryota; Fungi; Ascomycota; Saitoellomycetes; Saitoellales; Saitoellaceae
Exons: 1
Coding region: 1-720 (239 amino acids)
Cellular component (GO): cytosol
Source: RefSeq, a predicted model, not a curated record
AUGCUGGAUUCGCAACAAAUCGAUUUGGGUCAGCAACCUAAGUUACCAACUUCCCUGGUCAAGAUUUUUGAAGCAGUUGCAAUCAGAUCAUCAUACCUGAUGAAGGCCUUGAACAGUGACCACUCAACAGCAGCUUCGAACGAGAAGUUGGAUGUGACAGAUGCGACAGCAAUUUGGACUGCUGUUGUUCUGUUGUUACAGACGCUGGCACACGUUAGCUCUGACCUGUCCGCAAAAGAGGCUUUGCUGAAGAAUGGGCUACUCGAAACAGCAAUCGCGUUGCUCGGUGCUGCAAACACCUAUGUUCCAAGACGAACAAUUAAGCAUUCCUCAGGUGGUGUCUCCUCUUCUCCACUCGACCCUACAGCUGAAUCUACCUCUUCCCCUGAAUCAAUGAAAGCAUUUGCUUUUGUCAAACGUGACACAGUGCGAUUACUCAGUACACUGUGUUACAAGUCACGGUUCGUGCAAGACGAGGUCCGCCGCCUUCACGGAAUUGAGUUGGUUCUUAGCCAGUGCAAUGUUGACGAUGACAACCCCUAUCUGCGAGAACAUGCGGUACUCUGUGUCAGAAACUUGUUGGAGGAAAACACAGACAAUCAAGCACUGGUGGCGGAAAUGGAAGCUAUUAAGGUUAUGCCAAGUGAGGCUCUUGAGGGCACAGGAAUCACGCCAGUAGUAGGUACAGAUGGCAAGGUUAAGCUACAGGUGGAUAAGUGA